AUGGCCAACUCGGUGAGUACAGCGGAGCCGCCUCGGCCUUGCGCUGCCCAGCACCGCCGGUGCUUGCCGCCAGGAAGAGGCUGGCGUGACGUGGAAUUUCUCCUUGUCGGCACGGAGCACGCACCCACCCACCGGGAGGCAGGCGGCGGGUGUCGCCCCAGUCGUGUUCGUGCCGCCGCACCGGGGCCACCGAUUGCUGGGAGGGAGGACGGUGUGUCCCUGACAGGGGCCCCCGGCUACCCGCGCCUGCAGGACAGCACCGCAGGCUGCCGACCGCGCCUUCCCGCGUCGUUGCGCUGGCAGCAAGAGCUCUUCUACACCCGCGCCCGGGGGGCCGUUUUUUUGUUUCAGAGUUGCGGUGGUGCCUUUCGAUUUUUGUGGCUUUUGCCGGAUUUAUGGCACCAUUUUUUCCCUGUGUUCUCCCUCUGCCUGCGAUGGGCCCGAUUCCCCACGGUCACCCACCCAGGCCCGCUUCCACUUGCGCUCACCGGCCGUUCCCCACAUCUUCCUCCGCAGUGUGCCGUCCAGGUGAAGCUGGAGUUGGGGCACCGAGCCCAAGUCAGGAAGAAACCCACCGUAGAGGGCUUCACCCACGACUGGAUGGUAUUUGUUAGAGGGCCCGAGCACAGCAACAUUCAGCACUUUGUGGAGAAAGUCGUCUUUCACCUGCACGAGAGCUUCCCUAGGCCGAAAAGAGUGUGCAAGGAUCCACCCUACAAAGUUGAAGAAUCUGGGUAUGCCGGUUUCAUUUUGCCAAUUGAGGUUUACUUCAAAAACAAGGAAGAACCUAAGAAAGUUCGGUUUGACUAUGACUUAUUCCUGCACCUUGAAGGCCACCCACCUGUAAAUCACCUCCGCUGCGAAAAGCUCACAUUCAACAACCCGACAGAAGAAUUCAGAAGAAAGCUGCUAAAGGCAGGAGGGAUCAUGGUAAUGUCAGAUGGCGUAUCAUUCUCCUCAGGACAGAGCCUCCAUCUCCCCAGCCUUCCCGGUAACUCCCUGUCUUUUUCUGCCACAAAGAAGAAAUCAUCUCAUGGGCCAAAGGACCCAGCUAGGACUCUGAACACAAAUAGCAGCAGCAGCAGCAGCAGUAGUAACAUAUUUUCAAAGACUCAUAAAUUAACUAAAGAGCACAAGGAAAAAACUUCUAAAGACUCAAAAGAACAUAAAAGUGCCUUCAAAGAUCCUUCCAGGGAACACAACAAAUCUUCCAAAGAAUCAUCUAAGAAACCCAAAGAAAAUAAACCACUAAAAGAUGAAAAAAAAGUUCCUAAAAUGGCCUUCAAGGAACCGAAACCCAUGUCUAAGGAGCCGAAAUCUGAAAACACUGCCAUCCUUACUAUAACUUGUGGACAACAGCACGAAAAGAAGACCCCCACAAAAAGGUCCUCUGUUCUAGAUUCUGAUGAACCUGCUGUCAAAAAAAGGAAAAAAAAUGGCUCAGAUUCUUUAUUCAAAAAUUUUUCUAGCACCCCGCCCCUGAUACUUACUUGUUCAGCUGACAAAAAACAAAGAAAGGAUAAAUCUCAACUUAGGGUGGGGAAAGUCAAAAUUGAAAGUGAUGCUCUGGAAAAGAAGACGCCUACAUUGCCACCAUUUGAUGAUAUUGUGGAUCCAAAUGAUUCUGACAUGGAGGAAAACACGUCCUCCAAAUCUGAAUCUGAACAGCCCAGUCCUGCCAGUUCCAGCUCCAGUUCCAGUUUUACGCCAUCUCAAAACAGCAGACAACAAGGUCCACUAAGGUCUAUAAUGAAAGACCUGCAUUCAGAUGAUAAUGAAGAUGAAUCAGAUGAAGCAGAUGAGAAUGACAAUGAUUCUGAGUUAGAACGACCUGUAAAUACACGAGGAGGAAGCAGGAAUUGCAGGGUUAGUCUGAGUGAUGGCAGUGACACUGAAAGCAGUUCAGCUUCCUCAUCACAUCAUGAGCCAGCACCACCUUUACUGAAAACCAACAACAACCAGAUUUUAGAAGUGAAAAAUCCAAUAAAGCAAAACAAAUCUGAUAAGCAAAUAAAGAAUGGGGAUUGUGAUAAGGCAUAUCUUGAUGAACUAGUAGAGCUCCACAGAAGACUAAUGACACUGAGAGAGAGACAUGUACUGCAGCAGAUAGUAAAUCUUAUAGAAGAAACUGGACACUUUCAUAUCACAAAUACAACCUUUGACUUUGAUCUUUGCUCACUGGACAAAACCACAGUCCGUAAACUACAGAGUUAUCUGGAAACAUCUGGAACCUCCUGA
Messenger RNA from Indicator indicator, 2238 nucleotides. RefSeq names its product MLLT3 super elongation complex subunit (gene MLLT3). The transcript has 12 exons. NCBI's taxonomy places the organism in Eukaryota, Metazoa, Chordata, Aves, Piciformes, Indicatoridae. Gene Ontology annotation, cellular component: super elongation complex. The record is from RefSeq and is a predicted model, not a curated record. The coding region runs from base 1 to 2238 and encodes 745 amino acids. Gene Ontology annotation, biological process: regulation of DNA-templated transcription.